CGGAGUCUACCUGACAGACUCAGGAAGGUGAGGCCGAGUGGGCGGAGUCUAAAUCUGAGUCCGCAGGUUGAAGUCCUCCACCCUAAACCAGGAAGAGCUGCUCACAACACGGACCCGGACCCUCCUGAACAGAUAAAACAUGACGCCUGUUCCUCCACAUGUCCGUCUCCUCGUCCUCGUCUUCGUCCUCAGUGGAGUAUCAGCCUUUAAGAUCUGCUCCUACAACGUCGAGAAACUGAGUGGUCACAAAGCCAAGAACUUCAGGAUCAUGCACACCCUGACCCGGGUUCUCUCUCACUAUGACCUCUGUCUCCUUCUGGACGUCGACUCUUCAGCCGUUCGGACUCUGCUGGCUAAACUCAACAGGAACGCUGACAGGUAUGAUGACCAGUUCCGCUAUGACACCGUCACCGCAACCAGUCUGGACACCAACCACAUGCACCACUACGUCUACUUCUACAGAACCAAGACGGUGAACGUAAAGGCUAGACAUCAGUACCAGAAGGUCCAGUCCUUCACCAGAGAACCACUGGCAGUCCAGAUCCACAGCAGGAACACAGCCAUCAGGGACUUCAUCCUGGUUCCUCUGCACUCUGAACCCAGUAAGGCGGUCCAGGAGAUGGACCGGCUCUACGACGUUUUCCAGGAAGUCAGCAGGAAAUGGAACAACACGAACGUCAUGUUUCUGGGAGACUUCCACGCCGGCUGCACCUACAUGACCCGAGCGGACAAAAAGAAAAUCCGUCUGUUCCGGAACACCUCGUUCUCCUGGCUGAUCGGAGACAAAGUGGACACGACCGUCACCGACGACACCACCUGUCCAUAUGACAGGAUCGUGGUUCAUGGGGAGCGGUUCCUGAAGAACAUCAAACCACUUUCUGGACAAGUUGUCAACAUCGGAAAACGGUUCAGAGUGAGAAGAACCCUGGUGCAGGAGAUCAGCAACCACUACCCUCUUGAAGUGAUACUGAAGAGCUCCGCCCUCCUCCUCCAGGCCACGCCCCUCCUUGCUCUCCUCAGUGUGGUCAUCGCUCUGUGAAAUGAGCCGUUUGAUUGGAUGACGCUGAGGAUCAAACAUCCACACUGAUCACAUUUAGUCAGAUUUAAAACUGUUUUACAGUGGUGUGUGUGUGUGUGUGUGUGUGUGUGUGUGUACAUUUAUUGAUGGGAUGUUUUUAAAAAUGUGAAAAUGAAAAAUAAAAACUGUCUUUGUCUAAAUGUCAUAGUUAAGAAGUGUGAGAUGAACCACUAAAUACCACAUGAACAAAUAAACCAGGGGUCACAUGAACAGAUGG
Molecule: messenger RNA, 1295 nt
Organism: Sphaeramia orbicularis (orbiculate cardinalfish)
Lineage: Eukaryota; Metazoa; Chordata; Actinopteri; Kurtiformes; Apogonidae
Product: deoxyribonuclease gamma-like
Exons: 10
Coding region: 140-1039 (299 amino acids)
Biological process (GO): DNA catabolic process
Cellular component (GO): nucleus
Molecular function (GO): deoxyribonuclease I activity; DNA binding
Source: RefSeq, a predicted model, not a curated record